CGCACGCGCCUGGCGGUGGCCGCUCCCCAAAGGCGCGCUCCCGCGCCCGGGGCCUGCUGGUCUGCGCGGCUGGCCAUGGAGGCCCUGCGGAGGGCCCACGAGGCCACGCUGCGGGUGCUUCUAUGCGGGCCUUGGGCCUCGGGCGCUGCGUCCAGCCGGAAGCCCAGCGCCUCGGAGGUUCUGACGCGGCACCUGCUGCAGCGGCGUCUUCCGCACUGGACCUCCUUCUGCGUACCGUACAGCGCGGUCCGCAACGACCAGUUCGGCCUCUCGCACUUCAACUGGCCGGUGCAGGGCGCCAACUACCACGUCCUGCGCACCGGCUGCUUCCCCUUCAUCAAGUACCACUGCUCCAAGGCCCCCUGGCAGGACCUGGCCUCGCAGAACCGCUUCUUCACAGCGCUCAAGGUCGUCAACCUCGAUGAUUACAACUGCGAAGUAGAGCUCACUUUGGUAUCUGAUGGCAGGACAAUAGUGUGCCAUUAGCCUUCUGUGGACAUUCCACAUGAACUCACAACACCUAUCCCUCAACUAGAUCCCCUGCAUGAUCAUGAAGGAAUGCAUGAUCAAGUGCCGAAGACCAAAUUAGAAGGAAAAAAUGAACACCUUGAGUAAAAACCCACAAUAGAACAGCUCAGCACAAUGUUCUUCACUACUAAGCACUGCUGGUACCCUUAUGGACAGUAUCACAGACAUCGUAAGAAACUGAAUCCUCCAAAAGACAGAUGACUGAUACUGAGAUUCCUGGGAGAACCACAGGAAAUGUUGUCUUGUGUCUCAUUUGCCAUUUGAGAGAAUGCAGCCUGGUAUGUUUGCUGAGAUGUAAUAUAGUAAAAUAAUAAUAAAAAUGCCAUGUCUUAAAUUAAAACAAGAAAAUUAACAUUCAUGCAUCCAACAACUACUUAGCAUUGACAAAGCUGAAGGCAAAUUUCAGUAACUUUAUCUGCCCACAAAAUCUAGCAUUUCUGAGUCUACAUAGAAGAUUUCAUCAAGUCAGGCUGGAAAAGACUUCUGUACACAACUGGCUGAGAACAACGUGUUAGUAAUUUUUGUUUGCAGCACUUGCUAUGGAAUGAAUGUUGUAGGGGGAAUGAAUAUGUGAUUCAAAAUUACAAAAACAAGUUGCCUUUGUCUUUAGUAGCAUUAAAGAGAGAAUUCUUUAAUA
Messenger RNA from Nannospalax galili (Upper Galilee mountains blind mole rat), 1165 nucleotides. RefSeq names its product chromosome unknown C15orf61 homolog (gene CUNH15orf61). Bases 76 to 486 code for a protein of 136 amino acids. Lineage: Eukaryota; Metazoa; Chordata; Mammalia; Rodentia; Spalacidae. The transcript is spliced from 2 exons. The record is from RefSeq and is a predicted model, not a curated record.